CUCUUUCUUUUUAUUCUUUUUCUUCUUUGGGAUUUUUGGCCUUUUAUUUUUUACUACUUUGUUUUAAAAUUUUUCACUCUAGUGGUCCUUUUGUUUUAUUUUUUUCGGAUCUUUGCUUUCAUUUUUCUGGUCUCUGACCUUGUCAGAAUCAUCUAGGGUGAAAUUUACUUAGGUCGUGGUUGAUAUUCUUUUGUUUAAAGAAUGGUAUCUGGUUACUGUGCGGCGGCGGCUAAGAAGGCGGCUGUGGUGGUGGCGGCGGCGGCUGAGGCGGUGGCUGAGGCAGCAACGGAGGAAACAGAAAAUGGCAGAUUUUUUGAAAGGACUGCCUGUCUACAACAAAAGCAAUUUUAGUCGAUUUCAUGCUGACUCUGUGUGCAAAGCUUCGAACCGGCGUCCUUCAGUCUACCUGCCCACCUGGGAGUACCCAUCUGAACAGAUCAUUGUGACAGAAAAGACAAACAUCCUUUUGCUCUACCUACAUAAGCAAUGGGACAAAAAGAAUGCCGCAAAGAAGAGAGACCAGGAGCAAGUGGACCUUGAGGGUGAGAGCUCUGCACCCCUCCGCAAGGUUGCACCGACUGAUAGCCCGGACAUGCAUGAAGACACUUAAGACUCUCACUCCCCCACAGGCGCCUCCUGUCUUGUCUGCUCCUCGCCUGCCCGCCUUGUGUAAGCGCCCCCUGCCCUGCCCCUACCAGCCCACCCACACCUGACCAUCCAUACCACUUCCAACCUCAUAGGAGCCGAUGUAUUUAUUUUCCUUGAGUUUUUAUUUAUGCUGUAAAAUGUACCAAGCGAUGGUUAA
Molecule: messenger RNA, 805 nt
Organism: Nyctereutes procyonoides (raccoon dog)
Lineage: Eukaryota; Metazoa; Chordata; Mammalia; Carnivora; Canidae
Product: DET1- and DDB1-associated protein 1-like
Exons: 1
Coding region: 302-610 (102 amino acids)
Biological process (GO): positive regulation of proteasomal ubiquitin-dependent protein catabolic process
Cellular component (GO): Cul4-RING E3 ubiquitin ligase complex
Source: RefSeq, a predicted model, not a curated record